CCUCCAUUUGAUUGUCGUACCGAUAAUCGGCAGCCGAUUAAUGUUUCAUUGGUUUAAGAAGUAGAGAACCGACACUACCGACAAAUAUCUGAAAAUGUUCCACCAAGAUGUCCUCACCCACAUCCUUCUACACCUCCCCGUCAGGUCUCUCCUCCGCUUCAAAUGCGUCUCUAAGCAGUGGCUCUCUGUUAUCUCCAGCCCCCAGUUCCACCACCGCCGCAGCCGUCUCGCCUCCUCCGGCAUCAUCUUGUGUCAAACAACCGAUCUCAUUCACCACAUAUCCCUCGCCAGAAGCAACUCCGACCCACCCUUCACAUCCCUGAGCUUCAUCGACGACUCGGCAGGUGUCAAGAUCCUCCAGUCCAGCAAUGGCCUGCUCUUGUGCUGCAGCAGCCUUCACAAAGUUGGUAUACGCCGCAGCUAUUACAUCUGCAAUCCUUCCACAAAGCAAGUCUCGACUCUUCCUGAAGCAGAUUGCGAGUCCAAAACUAUUUCUGGAGUUUACUUAGCUUUUGAUUCGUCCAAGUCGCCUCACUACCAAGUUGUGUCUGUUCGAAGUUGUUCUUCCCCAUCGUCAUCCAAUAGCUACCGCAUCGUUACUUACUCUUCCGAGACUCGGGCUUGGAGGCUUUCCGGGUCUCCUUUCGCUGCCCCAGACCUGGUGUUUGACAAUGGAGUGCUUUGGAAUGGUGCAAUACACUGGAUUAGUCCAACUGGGGAUUCAUUAUGUUUUGACAUCGAUCAAGAACGCCUCGGAAUAUUGCCUAGUCUUCCAUCAACUGAUAAAUGGAGCAACAGGAGGUUGAGGUAUUUCGGCGAGUCCGGUGGCCAUUUACACCUAAUUGAAGUCUACGGCGCGACUCAAUUCCAUGUCUUUGAGAUGGAGAGAGACUACUCUAGCUGGCUUCCAAAGUACCAAGUUGACAUAGCAGCGAUUGUUGAUGCAUUUCCACUGAUGGUUUGGAACUACCCUAACGCUAAUGAUUCUGUUUUUUAUGCAUUUAAUCUGCUACUUGUCAAAGAAGAUGAAGAGGACUUAAUUCUGUUGUUGCAAGUACCUGGGGAGUUUCUAUCAUAUAAUCUUGGGAAUGGGACCUUCAAGAAGCUUGGUCCAAUAUCCACCACAACAAAUAUUGCAUUUCAGAUUGGAUGUUUCCAUGCAUAUCAGUUUACAGAAACUUUGGCUAGUGUUUGAUCUGUCACAUCCACAUUGUCGUUACAUAUUCUGCACUUACUAGGUAGGGGUUAAGAAGACAAACCUUACAGGUGUCUGCGCUUUAGCUAAGGACAACCAUGGAGCCCUAGUCGAUGGUUCUACGCGAGUUUGUUUGUCUGGCUCCUUCCUGUAGGUUGAAGCUAGAGCUGCUUUGGAAGCUGUAGAACUGACGAAGCGCGUUCCUCAUGUCCCAAUCCUCCUUGAGUCUGAGUCAAGGUCUUUAGUGGACUCCCAUCAUCAAUAAAUCAAGCACUUGCCAUUGGAAAAAUUGCUCCAGUUACCUCAAAAAUCAAUAAUGAUUUUACCUUGCAUCAACAGUCUGCUUGGUUUUGGAUCCCCAGAGAAGCGAAUUCGGCUGCCCACUUGGUGGCCUCGCUAGUUGUGAGGAAGAAGUGCUCGGAGGUCUGGAUUCGUCGUCCACCUUCUUCCCUUGUUUUUGUUCUCUCUCGAGAUGGUUUGCUAUGCUCCCCGCCUUCUAGCUCGGAUUUUGGGUGCCCAUGACUCAGCCGAAGUCCUGAUUGCCAUAAUUUUCACCGGCGACUCCAUUUCGGGGAGCUCUGUUUCUUAGUUUGGCUGAGUUCAUGCUUCUGUCGCUGGAUUUCUUCAUCUCCAGACUCCAGUUUUCUGUUUUUUUCUUUUCUUUUUUCUUUUUUGGUUCCCUUGUCUUCUGUUUGGGCUUGACUUGGUAACUUUGCAGGUUGGGCUUUGCUUAUGGCUUGGCCUAUUGUUUAUAUUUCUAGCCUUGGACUGCUUAUGAAUUAUCA
This is a messenger RNA of Rosa chinensis, 1980 nucleotides long. RefSeq names its product F-box protein At5g07610. The transcript has a single exon. Gene Ontology annotation, molecular function: protein binding. Bases 95 to 1195 code for a protein of 366 amino acids. The record is from RefSeq and is a predicted model, not a curated record. NCBI's taxonomy places the organism in Eukaryota, Viridiplantae, Streptophyta, Magnoliopsida, Rosales, Rosaceae.